AUGGAAGGUGAAGAAGGCGAUGGUGACGAGUACAUGGUACUCUCACGCUGGAAGGACACGGACAACCUCGAGUCCUCGCUACUUCGACAGUUUCCCACCACACCACCGGGCGUAGGGGGACACGGGGAGGGUGGGGAGGGUGUGCCGACAACAGCAUUGACAUCGGCAGCAUCGAAAUCGAGAAAGGGAGGAUCAUCUUCAUCAUCAUCCGAGGCAGCUCUCGGCGACGACCGCAACGAUGACGACAAUGACCACGUCCAGGACGACGACUAUGAAAGAGACGCUGACCAAGACAGCCACGACGCGGACGGCGCCGCCGACUGCGCCAACAACACGUCGACCGAGAUCCCGAAGUGCAAGCUGGAAGCCGAGUAUCUCCGCAGCCGCCGGUACGGGCUGUCGGAUGACAUAGUCCUCCACCGCAAGUGCAUCCGCGCCGUCAAGUCGGAGCGCGUAGACCGCGACGAGGUCGGCGACAUCAAGGAGCCCAUGUUCUCGCAGAGCCAGGCCAUCAACCUGGUCAACGAGUGCCAUGAGUGGGAGGCCAUGCCGUGCGAGCCCGUGGAGCUCGAGGUGCCCAUGCCCUUCCCCGAGCGCAAGUACCCCGAACUGAUAUUUGGCGUGGCCACGAGCUUCGACCGCAUGGUCGACUCCAAGCCGCAGCUCACCCACUGGCUGCGCAACACGGGCGUCAAGCUGGUGGCCAUCGUCGUCGACGCCGUCGACCACCGCGUCGACCUGGGCCGCCUGCACUCGUUCUACGCCGACGACGGCGUCGACCUGGUCAUUGCCCGCCCGCGGUACACGGGGCUGGGCGUCAACGAGCAGCACUUCACCAUCGUGCGCGACCUCAUCUACCACUCGACCCCGGAGACCAAGUGGAUCGGCGUCAUCGACGACGAUACCUUCUUCCCGUCGCUGUACCCGCUCGCCGAGGUGCUCGGCCAGCAGGAUCACAACCAGCCAGCCUACCUGGGCGGGCUCUCGGACAACAUGAUCUCCAUCCAGGUCAACGGGCUCCUCGCCUACGGCGGCGCCGGCGUCUUCCUCAGCAUGCCGCUGGCCAAGGAGAUCGAACCCAACGUGGAGAAGUGCCUGAUGCAGGCCGACACCAACCAGGGAGACGCGCUGCUGAAGUCGUGCAUCUACAGCGAGACGACGACGCGGCUCAUGCUGAUCCCGGGCCUGAGCCAGCUCGACAUCCGCGGCGACCCCUCGGGCUUCUACGAAUCCGGACGCUUCCCGCUGUCCCUGCACCACUGGAAGACGUGGCACUCGGCCCCGGUCGACCAGAUGGCCCGCUCCGUCGACUACUGCGGCUCGUGCUUCCUCCAGCGCUGGCGCUUCGACGAGGACACGGUCCUGUCCAACGGGUACAGCGUCACCGUCUACCGUGAGGGUAUCGACCUCGACGAGCUCAACCAGACCGAGGCCACCUUUGACGACAGCCCGCAGUUCGAGUGGUCGUACGGCCCGCUCCGCCCAAAGGCCACGCCUGAGGAGAAGAAGUCCUUCUACCUCAAGGACUCGGACUUUGUCGACGACAGACUCAGGCAGGUCUACAUCAUGCGUGGGCCCGAAAAGGACGAGGUCCUCGAGCUCUGGUGGGAACAAUGA
Molecule: messenger RNA, 1617 nt
Organism: Geosmithia morbida
Lineage: Eukaryota; Fungi; Ascomycota; Sordariomycetes; Hypocreales; Bionectriaceae
Product: Protein of unknown function, DUF604
Exons: 2
Coding region: 1-1617 (538 amino acids)
Molecular function (GO): acetylglucosaminyltransferase activity
Source: RefSeq, a predicted model, not a curated record